Molecule: messenger RNA, 781 nt
Organism: Drosophila hydei
Lineage: Eukaryota; Metazoa; Arthropoda; Insecta; Diptera; Drosophilidae
Product: Golgi-associated plant pathogenesis-related protein 1-like
Exons: 3
Coding region: 119-628 (169 amino acids)
Source: RefSeq, a predicted model, not a curated record
GUUUUAUUUUGGUUUUCAUGUUUCGACUGUCAAAAGUAAAUUAAAAAUUAUGAAAAUUGCUUAGUCUUUAGAAUUAGUUGAUUUUUAUUUCUGGACCUGGCUGCAUCUAUAAAUUUAGAUGGCUAGAAGACCGCCUCCAAUACCAACAACGCAUGCACGCACGCCUGGCCCACUCGGGCAGGAUACGAAGGCCAACAACGAAAAAUUCAUCAGGGAUGUCUUCGAAACUACCAACAAGUUUCGCAAUAUGCAUGGGUGUCCUUCGUUGACCGUUAGCAGUGAGCUAACCAAACUUGCUCAAGCCUGGGCCAAUCAUUUGCGGGAUAACAACAUCAUGGGACAUCGGCCGAAGCCCAAGUAUGGCGAGAAUAUAUUUUUGUCUGGCGGCAUGGAUGUUACUGGCGAUUUACCAGUGGAAAUGUGGUAUCGUGAGAUAAAUGCUUUUAACUUUGAUAAACCCGAUUUCACGCCCACCUCUGGUCAUUUUACGCAACUGAUCUGGAAGGCCUGCCGAGAGAUAGGAACUGGUGUCGCGCGCAGAGCGGAUCGUACUUGGGUGGUUUGUAAUUAUAACCCACCCGGCAAUAUUGUGGGACAAUUUAAGGAGAAUGUCCCCAGAAAGCUAUGAUUAUCGUAUUAUAACAUCAUCAAAAGUUGUAAUACAGGUCCAGAAAUUUUUAUUGUUCAUAUCACUAAUAUUAUAGCGUCUAUUUGGUAUGAUUUAUAUAAAAAUUAAGAAUUAUGGAAGCAAAUGUGGCUGUGCCAUUUCUUACUUGAGUAC